Molecule: messenger RNA, 722 nt
Organism: Durusdinium trenchii
Lineage: Eukaryota; Dinophyceae; Suessiales; Symbiodiniaceae
Source: the annotation of a GenBank genome assembly
GUCAGCUUUGAGGAGGAGGGAAAUGACAAGUCUCUUCAGUCAGGCUUCACUCCAGAGGAGCUGCGGUCGAUGUAUGAGAGGACCAAGGGUCUAACAAAGGAAGAAAUGCACGAGUACUUGGCUUCCGAGCUACAGCGUAAGAAGAAAGCUGAGAGCUUAGCCACCAUCCUGUAUUCAGGGGCUGAAGCGGAUUCGCAGGCGCAAAGGAAAUCCAAGAAAAGGGUUUCUGACCAGGAGCUUGGUGAUGAAGGGGGUGGGAAAAAGAAGAGUGGGAAAGCCAAGAAGGUAGAUGAAGAAGAGGAAGAAGACGAAGAAGAAGAUGAGCCCAAGAGCAAGAAGGUAGAUGACGCAGAGGAAGAAGGAGACGAAGAAGAAGAUGAACCCAAGAGUAGGAAGACCAAGAAGGAGAAAGAUGCUUCUAAGGCCAAAACCAAGGCAGCGGAGAAGGGAUCAAAGAAGAAGGGUGAAGAGGAAGCGAAGGGUGAGAAGAGGAAGGCCGAGAGAGCCAAGAAGGUAGAGGCAGAGGAAGAGGAAGAGGCGCCCAAGAGCAAGACAAAGAAGGAGAAAGAUGCUUCCAAGGCCAAGAAGGAGAAGAAGGAGAAGGAGGAGGAAGUUGAGAAGACUAGGAGUAAGGGAGCCAAACAGAAGACCAACAAGGAGAAGGAAGACCAGAAGAGGAACACUGACAAAGUCUUGGAUGCCCUGGCUGCCUUGGACCCCGA